Galdieria sulphuraria is the source of this 3050-nucleotide messenger RNA. RefSeq names its product alpha-galactosidase. The record is from RefSeq and is a predicted model, not a curated record. Gene Ontology annotation, molecular function: alpha-galactosidase activity. Gene Ontology annotation, biological process: carbohydrate catabolic process. Bases 21 to 2999 code for a protein of 992 amino acids. The transcript has 14 exons. NCBI's taxonomy places the organism in Eukaryota, Rhodophyta, Bangiophyceae, Galdieriales, Galdieriaceae.
GAAUAUUCCAAGUUGUGUUGAUGUACACUUACAAGUCAUCGAGUAUACGCUGUCAAGAAGCAGUCAUAGAAAGCACACCUGGUAUUUAUUACGACUCACUGACGAGAACCUUUCGACUACGUUGUAAAAACUCUGUAUAUGCCUUUCGUGUCGAUGACAGCAGAAACUUGGAACAUCUGUAUUGGGGUUCUUCUAUUCCUUUGGAAGAUGACUUGUUGUUUCUAGGGUUUGGUAAUAACCCUACACCUUUCGAUCCCAAAGGCUAUAUUGGAGAUUCUUGGGAGAGUUUGAAUCCUCUUGGUUUUGCUGACCUCAAACAAUUGGAUCCUGAUGAAGUGGCUGAAAAGUGGAAAACUUAUACAGUGGAAGCCCAAACUCCACGUGCUACAGAACCACGUAGAUUGGAGAAUGCGAGUUGGAGAUUAUGGAAUAUGGACAAAUUGAAAAGAACAGGAAGUACACUGAGUGGAGUUGAUAAACAUGGAAGUGUUACUUUGGAAGAGAACUAUCCAUCAACAAAGGCUGUUUUUGAUGAUUCGCAUCGAAAGGGUUUGAGUUCAUUGGAAGUUGUUUACGAUGAUGAACCCUGGAGUGGAGGAGAUCGUAGUGAAGUUUCUUCUCCUUCCUAUUUUAGAACGGAUAGUGUAGAUACUGGACAUUCUAGUUCAGAGAAAGAAGAAGAAAGUAGUGAUACUAGUGUCAAGCGCCGAUUUUUGUCUCACAAGACUUUACCUACUUGGAAGAGGUCUCCAUCCCUUCGUAGAGGAGAAGGUUUUGAAAAGAACUUGCCAAGUAUAGAUAGUUUAGAAGACGAGUUUUUAUCUUGUAGCCGCUUUGGAUCAUUUUCUUCUCCUACUCCGAGACAACAACAACAGAAUGUCUGGAUCAAUUUAGAUCCCGAAAUUGUCGGAAAGAAUACCAAACUGUUGGAAUAUUCAGAUCGAGGUACUGGAGAUUACCGUUCCUGUUCGUUUGAAAUAGAAUAUUCUGAUGGAACAACGUUAUCUCCUUUGGUAUACUCAAGUCAUCGCAUAUUUGGUGGAAAGCUUUUGCCACCAUAUCCACUUCCUGGACUUUAUGUUAAUGUUGAUUCCGAUGCAACUACUUUGGAAUUGACUAUGAUCGAUCCUCUAACAAAAGUGGCAGUCAUUUUGUAUUACACUGUUUUCCAUGAAUAUGAUGCGAUUGUGAGAAGAACAGUGUUCCGAAAUCACUUAGAUGAAAGUUUGAUCAUUCGUCGUUGUUUUUCUUGCACACAAGACUUCGAUACCGACGAUUUCUAUCUAACUCAGCUAUCUGGUUCUUGGGCUAGAGAAAGACAAUUGGUGACUAAGAAACUGUAUCAAGGAAUGUCUUUAGUGGAAUCUACUAGAGGUGCAUCUUCACAUCAGCAUAAUCCUUUUGGAGUGAUUACUUUAGGCACACCAAGAGAAGAUCAAGGUGAAGCGUUUGCAUUUAGUCUCGUGUAUUCCGGAAACUUUCGUUUGGAAUCCGAAUUGGUAGAAAGUGGUCGUCUACGUGUCAAUAUGGGUAUCAAUCCACAACAAUUCUCGUGGGAUUUAGGACCAGCAGAAGAAUUUUCUACUCCAGAAGUGGUGUUAUGUUAUAGUGACCAAGGCUUGGGUGGCAUAAGUCAACAAUUUCAUCGACUCUAUCGUUAUCAUUUGAUUCCUCCCAUGUGGCGACAUACCAUUUGUCCAGUUCUUAUCAAUACUUGGGAAGCAAUGUAUUUCAAUGUGACUCAUGAAGCUGUCGUUGAAUUGGCAAAAAGAGCAAAGGAAUGUGGAAUUGAGUUGGUGGUUUUGGAUGAUGGCUGGUUUGGAAAUAGAAAUAAUACUCGCUCAGGCUUAGGUGAUUGGAAAGCGAAUAGAACGAAAUUCCCAUUUGGUUUAGAAGGCUUAUGUCGUGAAAUUAACGAAUUGGGUUUGCGUUUUGGGAUUUGGAUCGAACCAGAGAUGGUGAAUAUUGAAAGUGAGUUGUAUCACCAACAUCCAGAUUGGUGUCUUCAUAUCCCAAGAAGAGCAAGAACUACUGGAAGGAAUCAAUUGGUUUUGGAUUUCUCCCAAGAAGCUGUAAGAAAUCAUGUUAUUGAGGAAGUUUCUAGUAUUCUGAGUAGUUGCAAUAUUGAAUAUGUGAAAUGGGAUAUGAAUCGCCAUUUGACAGAAGUGUUCUCACAAGCCUUUCCUCCGGAACGACAAGGAGAAAUCGCUCAUCGUCAUAUCUUAGGUGUUUAUGAAGCUUUUGCAAGGAUUACGGGUGCCUUUCCACAAGUCUUGAUAGAAUCUUGUUCGGGAGGUGGUGGUCGUUUUGACCCAGGAAUGCUUUAUUAUUCAGCUCAAAUCUGGUGUAGCGAUAAUACAGAUGCAUUAUCUCGUGUCCAAAUCCAAUAUGGAACCAGUUUGGUGUAUCCUGUGUGUUCGAUGGGUUCUCAUGUGAGUUCAAUACCCAAUCACCAAACCUUAAGAAGCACUACUAUGAAGACCAGAAGCCUAGUUGCGAUGUGUGGAACUUUUGGAUAUGAAAUGGAUGUCCGCCAACUUUCAAGAGAUGAAGUGGAAGAAAUAAGGAGUUAUAUUGAACUUCGAAAUGAGUUUGCACCCCUUGUUCUAUUUGGAACCAUGUAUCGGCUAUGGAAUCCAUUUACAAGUGACUCGGGUGGUUGGAUGUUUGUGAAUGAUGAAAAGACCGAGGCUUUAGUUAUUGCCGUCAAUCUCAAUCGUCCAAUUGGUUUGCAGUUACCGAGAAUGCACCUUCGUGGAAUUCGGGAAGAUUGGGAAUAUUUGGUAGAGGAACUUUGUCCAGGAAAACUGAGAACUAAUGUAUCGACAGGUGCCAUAGAAACAGAUCCUAGAGGAGUAUUCCAGUGGAGUACAAACUUGGGAGGAGUUACCUUGAAACUUUCAGGUCGCACUCUUAUGAAAGUUGGACUACCUGUGAAGUUUAUAUUUGAAGGCGACUCGCUUCUCUUUUCCGUUCGAGCAGUGAGUCUUUUGACCUGACUCUAAUUCAUUCAAUAAAAGCAUCUUUUGUUCCGUAGAACAUUCGAUACC